AUGGCCUCCGCCGGCCCCAAAAGGAGAGAGGACAACUGGGUCGAUGGUCUCCGAGGUGUCGCGUCCUUCAUCGUCGUGACCGGCCAUAUAUGCACCGCAUUCGUUCCCUACCUACACAGCCCCGCCCCGAGAGAGGGUGCCGGGCCUCUGCUCUUCCAGCUUCCCUUCUUCAGACUGGUCGUGGGCGGCCGUGGUGCCGUGGCUAUCUUUUUCAUCAUCACCGGCUUCGUCAACUCACUCAACCCCGUCAAGAAUUCCCGCAACAACAACACCUCCGUGGCCCUGGUCAAUCUGGCUAGGAGCACCUUCACCCGCUCAGGCCGGCUGGUUCUUCCAACCUCCAUCGCUAUCUGCAUCGCUUGGUUCUUGGCACAAAUGGGUGCGUUUCACAUGGCCUCUCGGGUCAAUGCGACCUGGAUCCGUGUACAGGCCCAUCCACCGGAUUCGUCCUGGGGGGAGGCUCUGUUCAAACUGUUCCGUGCCCUGACCCUAUAUUGGAAUGCUGGUCCUGGUGAAUACGAUGGAACUCACUGGACUCUUGUAUAUUUCCUGCAAGGCUCGUUCCGGAUAUACUUAGCGCUUUUGGCCAUGAUGCUUCUCAAGACACGGUAUUGGCGCCUGGUCACCCUUUUCCUCUAUGUCUGGUGCUGGUCUAUCGGAGAUUAUAUCGUUGGAAUAAAUAUUUUCGCAGGUCUCAUGCUCGCACAGCUCCAGGUCGACCUUGGCUCUCGUGCCACCUCCUUUCUUCCCAAUCCCGUCCCUUCUCUCAUUAUUAUCAUGGGUCUUUUCAUAUGGAGCUUCCCACAGCACAAUGCAGAAUGGAUGUACUGGUCACGGAUAAUGAAACAUUUCUUGGAACAAAUCAUCCCCAACAACACCGACAUCUCUCGUUACUGGGUUUCCAUCGGCACCUCAGUCCUUAUGCAUCUACAACCCCAAUAA
Molecule: messenger RNA, 942 nt
Organism: Histoplasma mississippiense
Lineage: Eukaryota; Fungi; Ascomycota; Eurotiomycetes; Onygenales; Ajellomycetaceae
Exons: 4
Coding region: 1-942 (313 amino acids)
Biological process (GO): polysaccharide biosynthetic process
Cellular component (GO): membrane
Molecular function (GO): acyltransferase activity, transferring groups other than amino-acyl groups
Source: RefSeq, a predicted model, not a curated record